AUAUCGCCUAGCGACGCACUGUGCAUGACGUCACGUGUACCCAGCCGUGUCAUGUGUGUUCCAUUGUAUCACAGAGUGUACCAAAAGGAAAUCUAUUGAGACCACAAUAACACAUCGCUAAACGCUUUCCCUCCCAAUAUUCCCUGGCACGAGGCGAGUAAUCAUUAAGGAGUAUUUCUUGAACUUAUUAUAGCAGCUGAAAAAUCCCUCUGAUCGCCAUAUUGGAACGCGAGGGUUGUUGGCUCGAAUCUUGAACCAUUCACAGCUUCACUUCCGAAUGGGUCCAAAUUAACAGUCAUGACCAUCCAAGAUAUGGGCAGUUAUUCUUCCCCGCCAUAUGACGAAGAGGAGGCAGCUUCGGUCGCGGUGGGCACAUCAGCGGCAGUUGUUCUUGUCACUUCUCAGGAUCGAGCUAACGAAUCUGGCCCACAAUUUGAAGAUGAAGAUUUCCUACCACUGCUUUCAUCAAAGUACCGCUACUGCAAAUGGCAUGAGCUGGAUGAUGUUGAUGUUAGGGGGAAUAUGCUCAAAUCACCAAGAGUACGAAGAGCUCCCAAGGGUUAUAAACUUGAGGCAGUCCGCAAGCUAGAGCUUGAAGAAGGGAUGGAAAACUCAGAUGAGGAAGAUCACAGGCAGUUGCAUGUUCCACUUAGAAGGAGAAAAGCCAAAAGAACUAACCAUUUCAGAAAUAAAAUGGAGAACUGGGAGAAUGCUGAGUCUGUAAACUUGUCAUAUCAAGACUUGGGUCACCCCUUCCAGAAGAAAGAAUUCCUGAGAGUGCUAAGAAGACUUAUUCGCUGUGAGAACAUUCAGCUUAUGGAUAAUGCCUUGAAAGAUCUAAAUUCAGUUGGACUACCAAGGUGUACACAUCUUUACCUUCAAAGAAACUACAUCAGUGAUUUGCGAAAACUUCCAAAGGUCCCGAUGCUUGAGCACCUGUCGUUACAGCAAAACAGUAUCGAGUCUCUAGCUGGUCUAGAACUGCUGAGAAAAACAAACAUCAAGUCAUUGAUCUUGAAGGGCAAUCCAAUCGAGCUGGACCCACAUUACAGGCAAAUGGUGUUUAAGGUUCUACCAGACCUCUUACUUCUAGAUGGCGUCCCUAAGCUUGAGAGUGACGUGGAAGACUCAUUGCAAGCAACUAUUGCUAGAACUUGCAUAGUCUCCUAGCACAGGCCCCUUCUAAACAAUAUCAACGACAUUUUAUACAUAACAGGAAUAGAGGCAAUGCAAAAUAUUUUGAUAAUUAUUUAAUUUGAGCUUUGUAUAUACUGUACAUAAAAGACAUUUUAAUAAUUUUAUACAGAUAGAUGGUUUUCUAGAAAUCAGUUCUGUCAAAGAAUAUACAAAAUAAAGAUAUGAAAAACGCA
Messenger RNA from Nematostella vectensis (starlet sea anemone), 1370 nucleotides. Its product is annotated as acidic leucine-rich nuclear phosphoprotein 32 family member A. Gene Ontology annotation, molecular function: protein binding. The transcript is spliced from 7 exons. The record is from RefSeq and is a predicted model, not a curated record. The coding region runs from base 298 to 1170 and encodes 290 amino acids. NCBI's taxonomy places the organism in Eukaryota, Metazoa, Cnidaria, Anthozoa, Actiniaria, Edwardsiidae.